This is a messenger RNA of Hemicordylus capensis (graceful crag lizard), 2132 nucleotides long. It is a transcript of the gene SLC10A4, whose product is annotated as solute carrier family 10 member 4. The transcript has 3 exons. The record is from RefSeq and is a predicted model, not a curated record. Bases 397 to 1620 code for a protein of 407 amino acids. Gene Ontology annotation, molecular function: bile acid:sodium symporter activity. Gene Ontology annotation, cellular component: membrane. Gene Ontology annotation, biological process: bile acid and bile salt transport. Lineage: Eukaryota; Metazoa; Chordata; Lepidosauria; Squamata; Cordylidae.
GUGAAACACGCACAUGCCCCCGGUGCCAGAAAUCCACCGACAGGUCAAGCAAGCGGAGGAGUAAGGACGAACCGAACGCGACGAGCGGGAGGGCGGCAGGGCACUGCUAAGGUGGCUCGGAGGAGCAAAGGCGCUUGAGCGAAGGAGGUGGAGAGGUACUGAGGAGGCGUCGUGAGGUGCCUGCUGGGACUUGGCGUCGCCGCUGCAGUCCCGCGCCCGCCUGACUGACUGGCUGACAGCCUCCUUUGCCUCUUCCCUGCUCGUCUCUCUCUGACUGUCCCCACUUGGCAGGGGCGCUGCCCGGCUUCUCCAGAGCUCAGGAGGGCAGGCAGCAUUUGACUGACUGGAAGUUUCGAGCCUGAACGAGGCGGACGCGAGCACAGAGCGCCUCCGGCCAUGAACAGCUCCUGGACAGAGAAUGGCACGAGUAGCCUCUUCCCUUUCCCGGAGCGCGGGAACUCCACCACCACCAGCAGCAGCACCACCACCGACGGCAGCAGCGCCAGCCUCAGCCUGUCUCCGCCGAUGGCGCCCACUUUCUUGUCCCAGCUAGACGGCGGCGGCGGCGGCAGCAGCAGCCCUCCGUUCUGGGACACCCCGCUGAACCAAGGUCUCAGCGUCUUCGUGGGGCUGGCUUUGUGCGUGACCAUGCUGGGCUUGGGGUGCACGGUGGAGCUGAGCCAGCUGGGCGCGCAGCUGAGGCGGCCUCUGGGCUUGCUGUUGGCGCUGCUCUGCCAGUUCGGAGUCAUGCCCCUCGUGGCCUUCCUGCUGGCUCUCAUCUUCGCCCUCGACGAGGUGGCCGCCGUGGCUGUCCUGCUCUGUGGCUGCUGCCCCGGAGGGAACCUCUCCAACAUCGUCUCCCUCCUGGUCGACGGGGAUAUGAACCUCAGUAUCAUCAUGACCAUGUCAUCCACCUUGCUUGCUUUGAUCUUGAUGCCCCUUUGCCUGUGGAUCUACAGCCGUGCCUGGAUCAACACGCCACUGGUGCGUCUGUUGCCCUUAGGUGCUGUCACCUUGACCUUGUGCAGCACUCUGCUCCCAAUCGGCAUCGGAGUUUUCAUCCGGUACCGAUACACCAGGUUGGCAGACAUUCUGCUGAAGGUUUCCUUGUGGUCUCUCCUGGUGUCCUUGGUGAUCCUUUUCAUCCUGACGGGCACCAUGUUGGGUCCUGAACUGCUAGCCAGGAUCCCUGCCACUGUCUAUGUGGUAGCUGUCCUUAUGCCCUUGAUGGGUUAUGGAUGUGGCUAUGGUAUAGCAACACUAUUUCGCUUGCCGCCUCACUGCAAAAGGACAGUGUCACUGGAGACUGGCUGCCAGAACGUACAACUCUGCACAGCUAUACUCAAGCUGACUUUCCCUCCACAGCUCAUUGGGAGCAUGUACAUCUUUCCUUUGCUCUAUGCCCUCUUUCAGGCUGCAGAAGCUGGUCUAUUUGUGUUGGCCUACAAUAUAAUUGGCAAGGAUUUCUACAAGCAAGAGCCUCUAGGAGGGGAAGAAGAAGAUACGGAUAUUUCUUACAAGAAACUCAAGGAAGAAGAAGUGCCAGAUACUUCUUAUGGCACAGUGACUGCUGAGGACCAUGGCUUGGUGCUCAUGGAACCUACACAGACUGCCCUUUAGAGGAAGAAAAUACUUGGAUGAAUGGGACAAGUGGUGUAGCAAACCAGUCAGCCAAGGGGGAUGAGGAGAGAAUGACACCAAGCAAUUGUUUUAAUCUUGAUUCUUAAGCACCUUCAGCAUACAAGGUUUGUAACCAUGCUGAUGUUUUCCUCCCUGAAUAAGAAGUUACUUGUGACGAUUUCCCUACCUGCUAUAGCAAAAUAUUAAUGUGAGCCAUCACCAUAAACAUAAUAAGUACACUGAGAUGCAAACAAGAAACAAUGCUGCACAUUGAAAGGAAAGGUUUUCUAUGGUAAUUUUGAGGCCUAAGGGGGGAGGAGAGGAAAGAAAGAGAACAAACGGGAAAUGUUGACUAUAUUUGUCAACUGUAACUGAAUGUCAUCAACUACAUUUGCUGUUUUAAAAAACAAACAAACCUGCGUAUCUUGCAUAUCACUCAGCUUCUAUGUAUGUGGAAAGGUUGAACUAAUGUUGUAUACGUACCACUGAUUAAAUUCUUCCAAAGAUACCAA